Molecule: messenger RNA, 1855 nt
Organism: Toxoplasma gondii ME49
Lineage: Eukaryota; Apicomplexa; Conoidasida; Eucoccidiorida; Sarcocystidae
Product: kinesin motor domain-containing protein
Exons: 4
Coding region: 395-1855 (486 amino acids)
Biological process (GO): microtubule-based movement; mitotic spindle organization
Molecular function (GO): microtubule motor activity; ATP binding; microtubule binding
Source: RefSeq, a predicted model, not a curated record
AGCGGCGAGUCAAUCUAGCGUAGUUCCGGAUGGAUUACGAACCGUCGGCUGGUCGCACCUCCCGGUUUACUUUGUGUAAGUGGGCUGCGUAUGAAACGAUGCUACGAAUGUCUUUCGCUGGUUGUAGCCAGAUGCAAAACAAUGACAAUUCCGGUGGCGUCGGAUCCGUCUUCCUGACGGGAGUGAGCUCGUACAAAUUUCCUGAUUUCGUUGCAGGGUUUGAUGCCCGUCUCGCGACUCUAGUGCAUCUCUGUGAGCCACACUCCCCCAGGACAGAAAUUUCAGCGUUCAACAACACGGACGUUGUGUAAUGCCUUGAGGCGACAAUCGGUUGCUUUUUGCCCUGACGACUUUCUGUACGUCCAUCUUUCAUCGCUUACGGGCAGGCCGAAAGAUGGAUUCGUUAGGAAACCAUUAUCUCACUGCCGCUUUGGACGACACCCGGACUGCGGGCCUUCCAUCGUGUACGAGCAGUUGUAGUCUCUCGGACAGCAUAACCGCGGGCUCUGAGCUGCCAACGAGCACGUCCGAUGCUUUCUUCCUCAAUGACGAAGGAGACACUGAAGAUUUUGUUGAGAACUUGAGACAAGGACAAUCUAACGUCCUUGUUGCUGUUCGCGUGAGGCCUCUUCAGCCAAAAGAAACCCAGGCAGGAUGUAGGCAAAUUGUCCGCGUCCUGGGAAGCAAAGUUGUGCUCCUGCUGGAUCCAGGUCCCAGUAAUCAGGAUGAUGUCCUCCGGUUGAAACGCAGUAGAGAGAAAAGGUACGCGUUCGACUACGCCUUUGACGAGCACACUGAUCAGCAGUGUGUGUAUGAAAGCACAACCAAAUUCCUUAUAGACGGGGUGCUGCAAGGAUACAAUGCAACAGCAUUCGCCUACGGAGCCACUGGGGCGGGGAAAACGUAUACAAUGUUAGGUUCCUACAAGCAGCCAGGUGUCAUGGUGUACACUUUGAAGGAGUUGUUCACCCGUAUCGAAAAACACGGCGAAAAUAAAGACUUCCUCGUCAAGUGCUCGUUCCUUGAAAUAUACAACGAGAAUGUCCGCGAUCUGUUGGAUAUUCGCAAUGAGACUUGUGAAGUCCGAGAAGAUCCCGGGAAAGGAAUAUCUAUAGCCGGCAUCAGCGAGACUGAGGUUCGGACUGCAGAAGAAAUUCUCAUCCUUCUUCAGACCGGCAACAAAAACAGAACUCAAGAGUCUACCGACGCCAACCAGACAAGUAGCCGCAGCCACGCAAUCCUUCAGGUGCUUGUGACUGAAACGGAUCGUGUGCAAGGGCCAACUGCCCAAUUUACCAUUGGGAAACUCUCUAUGGUGGAUCUGGCUGGAAGUGAACGCGCUUCGCAGACCAACAACUCCGGAAUACGUAUGGUUGAAGGUGCAAAUAUCAACCGCUCCCUUCUCGCACUGGGAAAUGUGAUAAACGCUCUCUCCGACAAAAGGCGAACUAACAGAAGUACUUUCGUUCCGUACCGCGAUAGCAAGCUCACCCGAUUACUGAAGGAUUCUCUGGGCGGAAGCUGUCGGACGGUGAUGAUCGCCAACAUAUCCCCGGCACAUACGCAAUUCGAGGAUACGCACAACACUCUUAAGUACGCAAAUCGAGCCAAAAACAUCAAGACAGCCGCCAAGAGGAACACUCUCAGCGUCAAAUACCACAUCGAGAAGUACACGCACAUCAUUGACGGACUCCAAGCCGAAGUCAGCACGCUAAGGGCGAAACUGGCUUCAGCCGCUACUUCGCCAUCAACGCAGGCCUUGACACUGAUGGAGACCGACAACUAUUUCCCGGCCAUUGUGGACGUAAGUGACACUGUCCACCCUGAACAAUCAAUCUGGGACCAUCGGAGGUAG